UACAUAGUAUACCAACUCAACUAAUCUGAACACUGAACUUUAGUACUAUGCGUGAUUUAUGUGCUGUUUUGGUUUUAGAUUAAAAUCAAACACGAAAUAAAAUUCUAACAAUAUUGUUUUAUUCGUGAACACUUUUUCACCAGAAUGCCCUUCAACUUCAUUUGCUGAGCAAAAAUACGGUACAAGUUUCUGCUAUGUAAGAAACGCAACAAGAAAAAAAUAGGUUGAUUUAUAUUGCUUUUUCUAUUCAUUGCUUUUUCUCAUUACUUAUUUGUGAAAUAUAAAUGAACACUAGCACUUUUUGUGUUUGCAAUGUAAUCUAUCGAUUGUUGUUAAUAGUUUAAAGAUCAUUAUUUAUUUGAUCAAUCUCGAAUUUGAUAUUUACCUAUAGUUUGAAAUUAUGUUCGAUUCAAUUUGCUCAUGAUUUAAAACCAUGAGUCCAACUCCUAAUGGCUUUGAAGCGGCGUACGGAAGCGUCGUCAACCAUAAUGAAGAAGGACACGGCGUGCAACAGGGAAGCAACGCCGACGGCGUGGCGCUGAUCGCCCGAGCGACUGCAGCUGCCGACCCCGGUGAAAACUUACGUCGGGCGAGGAGGUCCUACGCGUUCUUCUGUUUUUCAGACUUCCUGCUAACUUUCUUAGUCUACUCGAUUUACCUGAGCAUGGAAAAAGGCAGCGACCAAUCGUAUCGUAAUUUAUUUCGCAGGGAGUUUGUUCAUUACUCAUUCAAAACAUCCUUCAUGGAUAUUUUGAUUCUAGUCUUCGUCCGAGAUUCAAUUCUGCUACUUGUUUACAUGGUUUUCAAAAGAAAACAUUGGAUAUACGCGGGAUCUAUGUCGUUCUUUUCAACAGUUUAUCUAGCGGUCAAAGUGUUCAUUUAUCCGAUGGGUGAUUCAUCAGAAACAGUUAUUUGUUACCUCCUCAUAAUUUCCGCCUUCGCUAUGGGUUGGAUAUCGACCUAUCUCGUCGACUAUCACUUUGGUCUGACGAGGGCGCCAAAAAUUGGAGGAAUUAUGCACUCGAACGACAACGACGUCGAGAACCCGCAUUCAAAUCGAAGCACGAUAGUCCGACGAAACCCAGCGACCGCUAGAGUCUUAGAUUGGGCCGAGCAGGCCGCGACGCAAACCGAAAGAUCUCCAAGCGAGUACAAGUCAGUUGCGAGCACUGAGCCGAGAUUCUCUAGCUCGGGUGACGAGGCGUUCUCGGAGCCUCAGCCGAAGCCAGCGCCGCGAGCCGAACAAAACAUUUCGGCUCAAGCUACACCCGAAAACUCGCGCGAAAACACAGGACAGUUUUCCUUAAAGAGAGCUAGUAGUAGAGUUUCGCUUUCUAGUUUGAACAUUGAUAAAGCACAGCAAGAGGCGAAAGAUUCGCUUCAUUUUCUGACUGAUGAAGAUUUGAUGCUGGAUUUCGACUGGAAAUUAGAAGACAGCGGAGCAUACGGAACCAGUAUUUUCUCCACCGAAAUUUCAAAAGAUUCAAAGAAACUGCGACUGCUUAAAAUGGAAAUGGUCCUUACUAUUUCUCCACAAAACCUCGACAAACUUAUGAUUCAAUUUACCCCAGAAAGGCUAAGCUGGGAUGACUCGGUUGAGUGCUUUUCAUUGGUGCAGAAAAUUGGCCAAUCAGAUUUCAUUGCUAGAUUUAGCAUGCGUUCAAACAACGAACAGACUAAGAAAAAACCGGAAAAUGACGAUAGUUUUGAAAUACUUUUCACCUCUUGUUUUGGCGAGAAUGGCUCAAUUCAGCGCUGCGGUUGUCCGGUCAAAAAAGGAGUUGAUUACUCCAAUUCAGGGCAAGCCCAGUCUGAUAUAAUCUCGACAAACUUAGCCCUUUUGGGUUUCCUAAUUAACCCUGUAGCUUCUUCUAAAGACAAGAGCGAGCUGAUAUUCUUUUUAGGACUGAAAAAACGAGGAGUUUUUGGAAGUUCAGGCGCCUUGAAACCGAACAUCAGCUUUUUACUCACUUUAUCAGAGAGUCUUCUUUCGAAAGUCAGAUCAUCCAAAAAACGUUCCAGAAACUCCGAAGCAUCUUACGAGGGAUCCGUUUCGUGUGAAAACAUGGCAUUGGACAGAUAAUGUGUGUCAUUCGUUGCCAGAAACUUAGCUUACGAUAUUUUUCAUGUAUUUUGAACCAUUUAGUGACAAAUCAACAAUAAUAGUUUUUUUAAAUGCCAACUUCUUAAAGCUCUUACCACA
Molecule: messenger RNA, 2203 nt
Organism: Symsagittifera roscoffensis
Lineage: Eukaryota; Metazoa; Xenacoelomorpha; Acoela; Convolutidae
Product: stAR-related lipid transfer protein 3-like
Exons: 1
Coding region: 434-2083 (549 amino acids)
Cellular component (GO): late endosome membrane; endoplasmic reticulum-endosome membrane contact site; endoplasmic reticulum membrane
Source: RefSeq, a predicted model, not a curated record